CUUUGUUGUUCAGACACCAUUGACUCUGGAGGCAGUGAAGAUGAUUCAAUUUGCUUUUAGUAGUGAGCUUCCCGAAAGUGACAUAUUGGUUAGUGUUGGUGGCGGGGUUCUUUCCUUGUUACGUGAAGAUUUUGUCGAGCUUUUGCCAAGGACCAAAAUUUCAACAAGGAUUAUAGAAAUGACGUGUCUGUGCAAGACACUAGAAGAACGA
Messenger RNA from Linum tenue, 211 nucleotides. The record is from the annotation of a GenBank genome assembly. Lineage: Eukaryota; Viridiplantae; Streptophyta; Magnoliopsida; Malpighiales; Linaceae.